This is a messenger RNA of Vicia faba (fava bean), 810 nucleotides long. The record is from the annotation of a GenBank genome assembly. NCBI's taxonomy places the organism in Eukaryota, Viridiplantae, Streptophyta, Magnoliopsida, Fabales, Fabaceae.
AUGGCUUCUGCUUGUGCUUCUUCUGCCAUUGCAGCUGUUGCCAUCUCUACUCCAAGUUCCCAGAAGAAUGGAUCACCCUUGGGAAGCUCAAAAGCUUUUCUUGGGAGGAAACUGAAGGUGAACAAUAAGACUGCAUCAUCUUUUAGAGUAAGAUCUACUACAACUGUGUGUACAGUUGCUGAGCCUGAUAGACCUCUGUGGUUCCCUGGAAGCACCCCUCCUCCAUGGCUUGAUGGAAGUCUCCCAGGAGAUUUUGGAUUUGACCCUCUUGGUCUUGGAUCUGAUCCAGAGAGUCUGAGAUGGAAUGUUCAAGCCGAGCUUGUACACUGCAGAUGGGCAAUGUUAGGUGCAGCUGGAAUUUUCAUUCCAGAAUUCCUAACAAAGAUUGGUAUCUUGAACACACCUUCAUGGUACACUGCUGGUGAGCAAGAGUAUUUCACAGACACAACCACACUCUUCAUAGUCGAGCUUCUUUUCAUCGGUUGGGCCGAGGGAAGAAGGUGGGCCGACAUCCUCAAUCCAGGUUGUGUCAACACUGACCCCAUCUUUCCAAACAACAAGCUCACAGGAACUGAUGUAGGGUACCCUGGUGGACUUUGGUUUGAUCCACUUGGUUGGGGAAGUGCUUCUCCUCAGAAGCUUAAGGAGUUGAGAACUAAGGAAAUUAAGAAUGGAAGAUUGGCUAUGUUGGCUGUUAUGGGAGCUUGGUUCCAGCACAUUUACACCGGCACCGGUCCUAUCGAUAACCUCUUUGCUCACCUUGCUGAUCCUGGUCAUGCUACUAUUUUUGCUGCUUUCACUCCCAAGUGA